CAUCCGUCUUCUGUGAGCAGUCUGCGAACCCCACAUUGACAAAACCACGACGUAGCGCACGCACGCACGCACCGACAUUUGGGCAGCAUCACCAGACGAGAAAGAACGCACCUCCCCUACCAUCUUGCUUCACCAGCUGCUCCCAUAUCGACACGUAGGCUACCUAUCCAUCGAACGUCUCCCCAGACCACCCACGGACCAUCUUAUCGAAACGGCCGCACCUUAUCUGCUGCUGUAGUAUUUCAUCCAGACCCCUGCUCACCAGCCUGCUCAAUUUGACUGCCCCUCGCUUCGCCCUCGUGAGUCGGCAUGUCCUCUCAAUAAACCUCGCGGUCGAUACGAUAAUGCCGGAUGCUGCGGGACAUAGGCUGCCAGACAAAUAGGUAGCGAUCACCAUCACUCCCGUCCAACUGCCGGGCCUCUUGUCAACAAGGGCAUCGCCGCGACCGACAAUGGAAGCUCAGAUCGAGAACGCCGUGGGGAUCCUCGGUAAUCCCUACUCCGACCAGUCGCUGAAACAACAAGCCCACGACUACCUGCACCAGCUGCGAGCCGACCCCUCUGCCUGGCAGACCUGUAUCAAUCUCUUUGUGCGAAAUGCCGGGAGCGACGAGGUGCUGCGGCUUUUCUGUCUAGAAGCCGUCAACUACGCGGUCCACACACAGAGCCUCGACCAGGCAAGCCUGACCUACCUCAAGGACCUGCUCCUGGACUACGUGCGACAAGUAUAUGGCCCAGAGCCUCAGCGAGCACCCGACCCUCCGUCGCUCCAGAACAAGGUGGCACAGACCCUGACAUAUCUCUUUGUCUUCCUCUACCAAAACGGCUGGCAGAGCUUUCUUGACGAUUUCUUGGAUAUCUCGGGCUUGCCCAGCAACAAGGACAAUGUGAACGGCGUCAUCUUCUACCUUCGCAUCCUCAGCUCGAUCCAUGACGAGAUUGCCGACAUGCUUUUGGCACGGCAGAAUGGCGAGGCCAAGCGCAAUACGGAACUGAAGGACCAGCUGCGCGCGCAGGAUGUCUACAAAGUAGCAGAUUCUUGGAAGCAGCUCCUUGUCAAAUAUAACAACAACGACGCUGUUGUCGAACUGGUCCUAAAGGUCAUCGCCAAGUGGGUCAGCUGGAUGGAUAUUUCUCUGGUCGUCAGCCAGGACAUGCUCAGCUUGCUGAUUCCUCUCGUUGGUCGGCCGAGCCAAGGCAGCGGUGAGGACAAGGUUCGGGACUCAGCCAUUGAGACCCUCACCCAAAUUGUUGGAAAGAAGAUGCGGCCACAGGACAAGGUGGAAAUGAUUUCUUUCCUCAACUUGCGGGAGAUUGUCAGUCAGCUUAUCGCCAGUCCGGCCCUGGGCGAGUACAAGGGCACCUCCAACUAUGACACGGACCUUGGUGAAGCUGUGGCUAGCUUGGUGAACGUUGUCAUCGCAGAUAUCGUCCGGGCCCUCGAAGACAGCUCAAUUACCAGCGACACAAGAAACGCUGCCAACCAGCACCUGAACGCCUUCUUGCCAUUCCUACUCCGCUUCUUCACCGACGACUACGACGAGAUAUGCUCCAGCGUGAUUCCCGCGCUCACUGAUCUUCUGACCUUCUUGCGCAAGCUUGGGCAGCUCCCGCAAGAAUACUCGCAAAUGCUGUCGCCAAUCCUGGACGCCAUCAUCCGGAAAAUGCGCUACGAUGAGGACGCAAACUGGGGGAACGAGGACGAGCAGACCGACGAGGCCGAGUUCCAAGAAUUGCGUCGCAAGCUGCAAAAUCUCCAAAAGACAAUUGCGGCUAUAGACCAGUCAUUGUACAUGGAGACGCUCAGCAACCUCAUGUCCACGACAUUCCAGACUCUGGAGCAGCAAGGCUCCCAGAUGGACUGGCGAGACCUCGAUCUUGCUCUGUACGAGAUGUACGUCUUUGGCGAGCUGGCGCUGCCGAACCACGGCCUGCACACCAAGAACCAGCCCUCGGGCGAGGCUUCGGAACGCCUGGUGGUGAUGAUCAGGAAGAUGGUUGAAUCAGGCGUGGCAAACUUGGAGCAUCCUGCCAUUCUCCUCCAGUACAUGGAGAUUUGCGUGCGCUACUGUGUCGUCUUCGAAAACCACCAGGACUACAUCCCUGCCGUGCUAGAAAGCUUUGUACGCUUGGUGCAUCACGAUCACGUCCGUAUCAAGACACGGUCGUGGUAUCUGUUCCACCGCUUCAUCAAGCAUCUCCGUGCCCAGGUCGGCACCGUCGCCGAGACCGUCAUCCAGUCCAUCGGCGACCUCCUGCCCAUCAAGGCCGAGGUCCCAGGCGAGGAUGCCGACGACGACAUGUCCUCGGACGAGUCUGACCACUCUGCGGACGCACUCUUCACCAGCCAGCUCUACCUUUUCGAAGCCAUUGGCUGCAUGGCCUCCACUUCCGGCACGCCCGCCGAGAAGCAAGCCAUGUACGCACGAUCGGUGAUAGACCCCUUGUUCAGCGACAUGGAGGUGCACCUGCCCCGCGCAAAGGCAGGCGAUGCGCAGGCAACUCUCCAGAUCCACCACAUCAUCAUGGCUCUUGGCGUUCUUGCGCACGGCUUCUCGGACUGGACGCCUGGCUCAACCGCCUCCUCCCAACAGCACGCUCGUCCGGACGAGGCCGUCUCAGCAGAGUUCAGUCGCGCGGCCGAAGCUAUUCUGUACGCACUCAAAGAACUGAGCUCUUCGUCAGACAUCAGGCUCGCCUGUCGAUCAGCCUUCUCACGACUUUUGGGUGUCCUCGGCUCAGCGGUGCUUCCCCAACUACCACAGUGGAUCGAAGGUCUCCUGUCGCAGAACUCGUCCAAGGAUGAGAUUGCCAUGUUUCUCCGGCUGCUGGACCAAAUCGUCUUUGGCUUCAAGUCGGAGAUCUUUGACGUGCUCAACAUGCUUCUGACGCCACUGCUGGAAAGGAUCUUUACGGGCCUGUCCGAGCCCCCCGUUGGCACCGACGACGAGGUCCAGCAGGGCGAGCUCAGGAGGGAGUACCUGUCCUUCAUUCAGAUCAUCCUCAACAACAACCUCGAUGGCGUCCUCAUCAGCGAAGCCAACCAAGGCUCGUUUGAAAAGGUUGUCGCGACCAUCAUCGACAUUGCCCGUGACCUCGAAGCCCAUCUCGGCCCCAGCCGUCUCGCCUUUACAGUCAUGACCCGCAUCUCUGCCGUAUGGGGCGGCCCAGACGUGGCGACGAUUGCCCAGAACCCGACCGCGCCCACAGGCCCUCCCACGCCUGCGAUUCCCGGAUUCGAUCACUUUAUGAUCAGUCGGUUCCACGCCAUCUGCUGGGACGUUCUCCGGAACCCGAACCUCAAGACUCGUGAUGCGCAGUCGAAGCAGCUCGUCGUCGAGAUUGCCGGCCUCGAGCAGAUGAUCUACACCAAGACGGGCGACGUCUUUAUCCAGCAGCUGCAGAACGAGCUCUUCCCAAGCAUCGGCGUCAACGGCGAUGAUUUUCUGCGCGCUCUGACCACCAACACGGACAAGAAGGGGUUCUCCAACUAUCUCCUCGAGCUUCUCAAGAGCUGGCAGCAGUAGAACGGGAAAGGGUGGGGAUGUUAUGGCACUGUUUGACGACAUGAAGAGACAGCGGGGGUGGAAAAGAGGCUUUCGUAACCCGAGGGUUGUCUCGCGUUGGGAUAUACAUUGGUUCCCUUUGCACAGAAGAACAAAAAAAGCGCUUAUCAUACAUAUUUAUCGUGUCUUGGAGUUGGACAGGAAAUCGGCAGCGAUUUGAAACCGGGGAGGGAGGUUGAUUGAUGAUGGAUUUGAUUCCCAUAGAGCAGCAAAACCCCAAUAAAGAACCCAACGCUUCUACGUUUGUUGGAUUAGUAGUAUAACACACACAAAACUUCUCGCAUGC
Emericellopsis atlantica is the source of this 3852-nucleotide messenger RNA. Its product is annotated as armadillo-type protein. The transcript is spliced from 3 exons. Lineage: Eukaryota; Fungi; Ascomycota; Sordariomycetes; Hypocreales; Bionectriaceae. The coding region runs from base 453 to 3527 and encodes 1024 amino acids. Gene Ontology annotation, cellular component: nuclear matrix; cytoplasm; nuclear pore. Gene Ontology annotation, biological process: tRNA re-export from nucleus. Gene Ontology annotation, molecular function: tRNA binding; small GTPase binding. The record is from RefSeq and is a predicted model, not a curated record.